GGAGUAGUCAAAGUGGAUCCAACAGAUCUUUCUCAAGAUGAUGAUCGUAUCAUAUGCAUGAACUUUACCCAGAAAAACAAAAACCAAGGAAACUAAUUCUCAUAUAUAUAGCCCCUUGAAAUCGAAAUCUUCCCAUCGUUCAUCCAUAAAAGCCCAAAGUCAAAGCCCCAAAGCCGCAUCUCAGAAUGGCCAACUUCUUAGCUACUGUACUCCUAUUGCUAGCCUUCAACAUCUCAGUGAAGUUGGUGCCGAAGGUUGAAGCUUGCUACUUGGAUGCAAUCAACGGCGGCUGUCCAGACAAAGCAUUAUGCUUAGAAACAUGCCGGCCGUGUUACCGGGGCAUCGGAUCAGUGAUUGCCCACUGUGUUGCUCCGGAAGGAGGGAGUCUCUUCUGGAGAUGCCGGUGUGAUUUCAAGAAUGGUGCGCCUUGUCCGCCGGUUGGGCCUCCUCCUUGUCCUAAACCACCUGCCCUUGCCCUUUCCCCUGGAAAUUUUAAUCUUACAAAUUCUGUAAUACCCUAAAGAUAUAAAUCCUUAAGGGCUCAUGGAUGAAUAAACCAGACAAGUUUUUUUUGCAGAAUCAAUUCGUUGGUUGUUUGUGUUUGGAAAUAUUUUGUGCGGGCUUCCAUUAAUUGUUAAUUAAUGAAUUUAUUUUGUUAA
Molecule: messenger RNA, 659 nt
Organism: Diospyros lotus (date-plum)
Lineage: Eukaryota; Viridiplantae; Streptophyta; Magnoliopsida; Ericales; Ebenaceae
Exons: 2
Coding region: 186-521 (111 amino acids)
Source: RefSeq, a predicted model, not a curated record